Molecule: messenger RNA, 1406 nt
Organism: Phyllopteryx taeniolatus (common seadragon)
Lineage: Eukaryota; Metazoa; Chordata; Actinopteri; Syngnathiformes; Syngnathidae
Product: transcription factor IIIA-like
Exons: 3
Coding region: 143-1228 (361 amino acids)
Cellular component (GO): nucleus
Source: RefSeq, a predicted model, not a curated record
ACAGCGAACGUCUCAUAAAAGGCAUAAAUGCGUUGCGUUUUUAAGCCGUCAAGUGGCGUUGUAAUAGUAAAUAGUGUAUGGAUAACAUUACCAAGAUGAUCGCGCACUUAAAAUAACGUGUAAUUGUAGUAAUAAUACGUCUAUGGCCUCACUUCUUCGCCAAACAUCUCUGUGCCGGGUUCCAGUAUACCGAAGCCGGUUAACGAUGGAGGGUGACACUCGGCCGCACAAGCGCUACAUCUGCUCAUUUCCGGCGUGCGCGGCGGCCUACAACAAGCAGUGGAAGCUGGACGCCCAUCUGUGCUCGCACACGGGCGUCAGGCCGCACGCGUGUCCGCAAGACGGCUGCGAGAAGUCCUUCUCCAGCCCCUACCACCUGAGCCGCCACCAGCUCACCCACAGCGGCCUGCGCCCCUUUCCGUGCGCGGUGGCAGGCUGCGCGGAAGCCUUCACCACCAACUCCAACCGCGCGCGGCACUGCGACCGCGUCCACUCAGGCGCGGCGGAGACGAUGCCCUACGUGUGCACGGCGGCCGAGUGCGGCGCCGCGUUCAAGAAGCACCGGCAGCUCAAGGCCCACAUGAGCGAGCGCCACACACACGCUCCCGCGUACGCUUGCGCGCACGACGGCUGCGACAUGCGCUUCAGCUUUCCGAGCCGCCUCAAGCGACACCUCAAGGUGCACCAAGGCUACCCCUGCAACCACGCAGGCUGCACCUUCACAGGGUCCACGUGGACCGAGUACGUGAGGCACCGCAAGGAGCAGCACCGACCCAAAGUGUCAUGUCAGGAGUGUGGCAAGGCUUUCAAGGAUGCUUGGUUCCUGGAGCAGCACCGGCGCGUGCAUGCCGACACACGACUGGUGUACCGGUGCCCGCGCGACGCGUGUGACCGCUCCUUCACCACCACCUUCAACCUGCAGAGCCACCUGCGGGCCUUCCACGACGAGCUGCGACCCUUCGCCUGCGACCACCCGGAUUGCGACCGGACCUUCGCCAUGAAGCAGAGUCUACAGCGGCACCGCGUUGUGCAUGACCCGCAGCGGAAGAAGAUGACACGGCCCAAGAAGUCGCUGGCGUCCCGGUUGAGCGGAUUCAGCGACAAGAUGGCAAAAGGGCGGCUGAGCGAGUCCCGGAAGUCCCCCGGGCCGGUGGAGCUGGUCCACCUCCUGCAGGACACGGCUCUGCUAGGUGGACCCCCUCAGGAGCUGUCCCCACUCAUGCUGUAGAAGAACUGUUGCUAAAAAAAAUAAAAUUCUCUGAACAGGCACAUUUUCAUACACUGAGUGCGGCUGUUUUGUACAGCACGCAUUAUGUUCAAUCAUAUUGGAGUUAAACUGAGCAAAAUGGGUUGGGUUUUGUCUCAAAUAUACUUUCAGAAAUAAAUUAAUGUGGACAAACUGUUAA